UCAUAUUCGAAACUCUCUCUCCUCUCUCCUCUCUCCUCUCUCCUCUCUCCUCUCUCAGUCGUAGCAGCUCCUUUGGACAAUCUCUUUAUCUCCGUCUUGCUUCUUUGUUCUGAUUUAACUCUGUUUUCAUCGCAAUUCUUCUUCGGUGUAUGCGCACAAUCUGAGAGAAUUCAUGUGAAUUAGUCGCCGGUGAUCGAAGUUGUUUCUUCUCGAUUUUGAGAGAUCUGGGGUUAUUUGGUUAGCAAUGAAGCGGAUUAGAGAUGACGUGUACUCCUCCGGGUCUCAAUUCAAACGUCCUUUGCCCUCUUCUCGUGGCGAAUCAUAUGUGCAAUCUCCAGUCCCUGGUGAUGGGGGAGUGAGCUCUCAGAAGUUGACAACGGAUGAUGCUUUGUCUUACUUGAAGGAUGUCAAGGAGAUGUUUCAAGAUCAACGGGACAAGUAUGAUAUGUUUCUUGAGGUUAUGAAAGACUUUAAAGCACAAAGGACGGAUACAUCUGGUGUGAUUGCACGAGUCAAGGAGUUGUUUAAAGGCCAUAACAAUUUGAUUUUCGGGUUUAACACCUUUCUGCCUAAGGGGUUUGAAAUAACGCUUGAUGAAGUAGAAGAAGAAGCUCCACCUAAGAAAACUGUUGAAUUUGAAGAGGCUAUAUCUUUUGUUAAUAAAAUUAAGAAACGGUUCCAGAGCGAUGAAGGUGUCUAUAAGUCUUUCUUGGAGAUCUUAAAUAUGUAUCGGAAGGAUGAUAAGGACAUCACUGAGGUUUACAAUGAGGUAUCGGCUCUUUUUGAGGACCACCUGGAUUUGCUUGAAGAGUUUACUAGGUUUCUGCCAGAGUCUUUGGCGGCUCAUUCAGCAGCUCAGUUAAUCCGGAGUCAGGCCCAACGGUAUCAUGACCGAGGAUCAGGUCCUCCUCUUGUGCGUCGAAUGUUAAUGGAGAAGGAUCGCCGACGAGAAAGGGCUGUUGCUUCUCGGGGUGACCGUGAUCAUAGUGUUGACCGUUCUGACCAUAAUGAUGAUAAAGCAAUGGUUAAGAUGCACAGAGAGCCGAAGAAACGAGUCGAUAAGGAGAAUAGAGAAAGGAGAAGCCGUGAUUUGGACGAUGGAGAAGCAGAGCAAGAUAACUUGCACCAUUUCUCAGAGAAAAGGAAGUCCUCCAGAAGAACUGAGGGCUUUGAAGCUUAUUCCGGUCCUGCUUCACAUUCUGAGAAAAACAAUCUAAAAAGCAUGUACAACCAAGCAUUUGUGUUUUGUGAGAAAGUCAAGGAGAGACUAUGCAGCCAAGAUGAUUAUCAGACAUUCUUGAAGUGUCUCAAUAUUUUCAGCAAUGGAAUUAUCCAAAGGAAAGAGCUGCAGAAUUUGGUUUCUGAUCUGCUUGGAAAAUUCCCUGAUCUCAUGGAUGAGUUUAAUCAGUUCUUUGAGCGUUGUGAGAGUAAUGAUGGUUUCCAGCACCUCGCUGGCGUUAUGAGCAAAAAAUCACUAAGCAGUGAAGAACAUUUAUCAAUGCCAGUGAAGGGGGAGGAAAAGGAAACGGAAACGGAAAGAGAACACAAACGCGACCUUGAUGCUGCUAAGGAAAAGGAGCGUUCCAACGACAAGUACAUGGGGAAAUCUAUUCAAGAGCUUGAUCUAUCUGAUUGCGAGCGGUGCACUCCUAGCUACCGACUCCUCCCAUCGGAUUAUCCAAUACCUUCCGUCCGCCACAGACAGAAAUUAGGGGCUGCUGUUUUAAAUGAUCACUGGGUUUCUGUCACUUCAGGAAGUGAAGACUACUCUUUUAAGCACAUGCGCAGAAACCAAUAUGAAGAAAGUUUGUUUAGAUGUGAAGAUGACAGAUUUGAGUUGGAUAUGCUGUUGGAAUCUGUGGGUUCUGCUGCGAAAAGCGCAGAAGAGUUGUUGAAUAAUAUAGUUGAGAAGAAAAUAAGUAUAGAGGGAUCCUUCCGGGUUGAAGACCACUUCACAGCCCUAAAUUUAAGGUGCAUAGAGAGACUCUAUGGCGACCACGGUCUUGACGUGACAGACCUAAUACGUAAGAAUCCAGCCGCUGCACUUCCUGUAAUUCUUACUCGUUUGAAGCAGAAACAAGAAGAAUGGACAAAGUGCCGUGAAGAUUUUAAUGCGGUCUGGGCGGAUGUGUAUGCGAAGAAUCAUUACAAGUCACUUGAUCACCGCAGCUUCUAUUUUAAGCAGCAAGAUUCUAAGAACUUGAGUGCCAAAGCGCUGGUGACUGAAAUCAAGGACCUGAAAGAGAAGUCUCAGGAAGAAGAUGAUGUUCUUCUGUCUGUAGCUGCUGGUCACAGACAACCCAUAAUUCCUCACUUCGAGUAUGAAUAUUUGGACAGGACUAUUCAUGAAGAUCUAUUCAAACUAGUACAAUUUUCGUGUGAGGAGAUAUGUUCUACAAAGGAGCAGAUCGGUAAAGUUUUGAGGCUCUGGAAAAGUUUUCUGGAGAUGAUGCUUGGUGUUCCUCCCAGGGCCAAGGGGUCAAAUUCUGUUGAAGAUGCAGUAGAAACCAAGCAUCACGGUGCAUUGACGAGUGGGGAUGUUAAUGUGAGCUCUGACUCGACAAAUUUGGUUUUGAGGCAACUAAACUUUGCUGCCAAUGGAGAUGAGUAUGCUUCAUCUGGGGUCUCCAAACAUGGCGCGAUUGGUCUGUUAAAGAGGGAUUCUUCAGCGAAAGAAAAUUGCAAGGAUGGUGAUCCUGCUAAUAAAGAUGGUGCCACCUGUUCUUCUGUUAAACCUCAGAAAGAUCAAGAAAAUGGAAAUGGAACCGAUAAACGAUCUGGAGAUGUUGAUGAUAGAGUAGCCACAUUCCUAAGUGGGGUAGAAAACAACAAUGGUAAAGUAGGGAGUGGAGAUUCGUCAGGUUCACGUGGCAUUUUAUCCAAUCAGGUGACGCUAUAGAGAACACUGACACCAUAGUUAUAGCAAAUGGAGUGCUGCCAGAUGCUUCUAAAGCCAACAGUAAUUAUGAUGAACCUGGUGGUCCAUCCAAUAUUGAGAAGGAGGAAGGUGAAUUGUCACCUAUUGCUGAUUCUGAAGACAACUUUGUUGUUUAUGAAGAUCGUGGUUUGAAGUCUACUGCCAAGCCAGAACAUUCCGUUGAAGCUGAAGGAGAAAAUGAUGAUGAUGCUGACGAUG
Molecule: messenger RNA, 3136 nt
Organism: Brassica napus (rape)
Lineage: Eukaryota; Viridiplantae; Streptophyta; Magnoliopsida; Brassicales; Brassicaceae
Product: paired amphipathic helix protein Sin3-like 2
Exons: 16
Coding region: 245-2899 (884 amino acids)
Biological process (GO): negative regulation of transcription by RNA polymerase II
Cellular component (GO): chromatin; histone deacetylase complex
Molecular function (GO): transcription corepressor activity
Source: RefSeq, a predicted model, not a curated record